This is a messenger RNA of Plutella xylostella (diamondback moth), 3056 nucleotides long. RefSeq lists its product as uncharacterized. Lineage: Eukaryota; Metazoa; Arthropoda; Insecta; Lepidoptera; Plutellidae. The record is from RefSeq and is a predicted model, not a curated record.
GUCACUGACCAAAUUUCGGCGCGACAUAUAUUUUUGUUUUAUUUUAACAAAAUUCUACUCGAGUUUCUGAUGGCGUCCAAUAAUGGGCCGGCCCAUACGCUGUCCGGUGCUCCACGACGCUUCCCGUGCAGCCUUUGCACGCGCGCAUUCCGCACCGAAGCUGGAAUGCAGGCUCACAGACUAAACUCACAUAAGACGACGCCAAAUACAAAUGCAUCAGGAAAGACUGAUGCAAAGUCAUGGAUAGAGAUUGAGUUGGAGCCUAGUGCAAGCAAGUAUCGUUACAAGUGUCCCAAGUGGAGGUUCUGCAAUGAUAUCUUCCCCAACUUCGAGGAGGCCUACAAGCACAUACAGACCCAACACCCACAGAAUGCUUGUGGUGAAAUAGUGUCUCCAGAUUCACCUGACAUGAUUAAACCGGUGAGAGUGGAGGUGUGCGGUAUUUGCAAAACCGUCAAGAAACGGAAGCAGAAACACGUAUGCGAAGUCAGCGAAGAGGCACACAACAGUAUAAGCACAGCAAUGGGAUGCUUUGAUAAUGCUUUCAAUUGCUUGGGCUGCGAACAGGGAUUCUCUACGAAGCAGCUGUUUAUAACGCACAUCUCACAAAGGCACGCUCACGAGGUUGACAGCCUCUUUUUCCCCAGUCUUAGUGAAUUCAACAAAUGGAAAUCAGCAAUGGAGUUGAACACCAGGGUGAAGUACUCGACCAUCGUCCAGCAAGACGGCAAGAAGUUCAACCGCUGCUCCACACUGGCCACCGCAGCCCAGCAGUGCCCCUCCACCAUCGUCACCCAAGAAUACUCCACUGGAAUCCAGGUACACUUCUAUCAUACCCACAAAGGCCACUCGUGCAGACCUUACACGUUACAGGAUAAAUACAAAAAGAACUCCAUCACCGACUACUUAGGUUUAGCUUUAAAGACGGAUAAAAAGAAAAAGCUGGAGGAUGAUCUGUAUCUUCGGUUUAAAGUCAUGAUGCAGUCGAUAAUAGUUGAGGCUAAGAAGUUGGAUAUAGCGAACUUGGGGUUGCUGCAUGGCAUGGCGUUGGACAUGACUAUGGUGUGCAAUAAUUUCAAUUAUAAAGAUCUGGUUAAUGAUAAACUUGCCAAUGAUGAUAGUGAUGGUGAAGAGAAUGACAAUGAUGAUGAUAGUGUGGAUGAAUUCGCUGAUAGUGUUGAGAAAGAGAUAGCGCAGCCGACACCUGUCAAACGGUUGAACUCUAUGGUUGGCAAAAAGAUAGUCUCAAAGGAUGAAACUAAAGCAGAUACUACACCUAAAAAGAUUGUCAAGAACGCGCCAUCAUUCACUUCAACGCCAAAGAUCAAAGACGAAGACGAAAUAGUCAAGAUGGAAGAAGUAAGAACGUCGAAACGGCAACGGUUUAAACGAAAGUUCCCUGACGAGGAGACACCAAUACAGAAGGUGGCACCGUCGAAAAGAGACAAGAGAUCCCUGACUUUCUCUGGGCAGAGGAGGGAAGUGACACCAGAUAUUGACUUUGAGAAGAUAACGACAGACGCUACUAUAGAAACUACACCGAAAAUUUUAAACACUUUUAGCAUAAAAGAUGAGAAGGAUGGUGAAGUGACACCUGUCUCUACACCGCCUGUGAACGGAAAGAACCUGCUGACCCCUCCAACAUUCAAUGAUAGCUACAGAGAUUUCAUCACAAGCACACUACAAGAUCCAAUGAUUAAAAGGCCGAAGGCUGAUCGUGACAAAAUUAUUAACAAAAAUAGUCCAGCUCAGAUAAAGACUCAAGAAACCGAAGUAACUACGCCUGUAACUGAAAAAUACAGUGGUCCAAGUAGAACUAAGCCGAAAACGGCGAAUACAAGCAAAAAUAAAGGUGUCAAAAAGGAGAAAAUAAGAACGCAGCUUGGUAUGUUUAGGCCUGGGUCCUCGCCUAGAAGCAGAGCCAAAUCCAUAGACAGUUUGUCUCCAAGCAAGAGGGAUAAAACUCCGUCGCCUAAAGUUAAGUUAGAUAGCAUAAAAUAUGAAGUGAAGGAACAGGAAAAUGACUGCAAUAUUCUGAUAUUGAAAUUUUAGUUACUUUUCUGUUAUGAAUACUAUGGUAAUAUAAAACUAUGGGAGGUUUUCUUCUUAGAUCUUGAUUGUAAUAUAUGCAUGUUUGGUGAUCCACCAAUAAAACGAUAAUAAAUACAAUGCUAAUAAAGACUUUUUCAAAGUGCUGAUAAUGUCUGAAGACCUAUUUGCAGAAAUUUACUGAUGAAUCGCUAGAAAUGACAUAGACAAACAUAAAUUAUGUUGCUGCGGCCAAAAGAUGAAUGAUGUGAAAUACAUUUAGCAAUGUAUAAGGUGUUUAUAUUAUGUUUUUCAUAAACUAAAUUAUUUUAGUUAAUUUAACUUUCUGUGAAAUGUGUUCUUAUUUCGUGAAUGUCAUGAAUUUAGUGCCUUUUACCCACAAUGUGUAUUAAUUUUAUAAGAUUAUAAGUUAGCGUUUAUUUUUGCACGAUAUUUAAUUAUGCACAUAGUGAUUUUAUUAUAAUUUUGUUUUAUGGUUAAAAAACGAUUACUUUUGCAUAAUUUUUCAAAGACUUCUUUCGUUUGUUAUAGAGGUAAAGGAUCUAUGAUAAAACCAAGCUAUUGGUUUAAUUUAUUUUGAUUUGUAAUAUCGUUUGCACAUAUUUAAGUUAGAUAUAGCUGAUAUUAGGUUUCCAAAUUAAAAAAAAGUUCCUUUUUCACUAUUCAUGCUUAUAAAUGCAAAAUACGAAUGGUAUAAUGGGCUCAGAUAAAGAAAUCAAAAUGAUUAUGGUGGCUUUUACAUAGCAUCGCUCCCGCGACUGUCCACCAUUUUCAAAUUGAAUCUUUAUACAUAAUUAUAUGCUCAAAUUAUUACUUAUUUUUCUUUUUGUAAAAGUAAUUAUAUUUAGUUUGCAUAUACAUAUAUAUUAUGUUGUUUUUUUUGCAUAUCACGCGAUGUUUUAUGUUUGUAUUAGGGAUAAGCUAAAUGAUUAAUUUUAAGAAAUAAUUAUAUUUUGUAAUUUGUAAAUCUUAGGUAAGUACUGUAAAUAAAUUGCCAAGUUUUCAUU